This is a messenger RNA of Lonchura striata (white-rumped munia), 4409 nucleotides long. It is a transcript of the gene SHC3, whose product is annotated as SHC adaptor protein 3. Gene Ontology annotation, molecular function: receptor tyrosine kinase binding. Gene Ontology annotation, biological process: cell surface receptor protein tyrosine kinase signaling pathway; intracellular signal transduction. Gene Ontology annotation, cellular component: plasma membrane. NCBI's taxonomy places the organism in Eukaryota, Metazoa, Chordata, Aves, Passeriformes, Estrildidae. The record is from RefSeq and is a predicted model, not a curated record.
UACAGGAAGUGAUUUGCAGUGUUCACAGCCUUUUGUUGAAAAGGGUCCUUCUCAUUUGUGUGAGUCAUGCUUUUGCUGUGAGCGAGUUGGCAGCUCUAAGCAGGACUGGGAUCUCAGUCACAGAAAACUGUUACUUCACCCAACCUGAACAAGGAACCAAAAGAAAUUUCUUAAAAAUAUAUCUUUUUUUCAUUUUUCCUUAUGCUCUUUUCUUUUUCACCCUAAACUCUUGUUAACCCUCCGUGCCGUUAUGAAUUGCUUGCUAUGUUAGUACAGGCAUCUCCUGCACUGGCAUCAGAUUUGCCAGAACAUAUGCAGGAAAGCAGAUAGAAGGGCAUGCUUCAACGUACCAAGUAUAACCGCUUCAGGAAUGAUUCUGUGACAUCUGUUGAUGAUCUUAUUCACAAUUUGCCCAUGAACAGCAAAGUCUCAGCAGUUGCUACAACUUCAGCAUCACCUUCGUACCUGGUCUCACCAGAGGUUCUUCGCAAGGACCAAGAAGAUGGACCCACCACCCUGUGUACCCUCAUCCAUAAAGUGUCCCACUUGAAACUCUCUAGCACGGGCAGCCUUUUGGGUAUCAAAAACCUCUCCUCUGCAGUAAAGGAGCUUGCUGUCUCCAAAUUGCAGGGAAGCUCGAGUGCUUCUAGUUCAGCAGCAGGGGCUUCAGACAACACAUGUAACCUUGUCUCUGCCACUUCGUGUUCUCAGCAGGACAUGAGCAAGAUGAGUAUGGGGAAAAAAGCACGGUCAGAGGAAAUGCACCUGGGAAGUGAAGAUUGGAAUCAAACUAGCAGUUUUGUCAAUAAAUCCUCUCGAGGAUGGCUGCACUCGAGUGAGAAGAUCCUGGGACCUGGUGUGACGUACAUUGUGAAGUACUUGGGCUGUAUAGAAGUCUUACGGUCAAUGAGAUCUCUUGACUUCAGUACUAGAAUGCAGGUUGCAAGGGAAGCAAUCAGUCGUGUUUGUGAAGCCAUGCCUGGUGCCAAAAGAGCCUUCAAGAAACGAAAGCCACCAAGCAAAGUCCUUUCUAGCAUCUUGGGAAAGAGCAAUCUUCAGUUUGCAGGAAUGAGCAUAAUGUUGAAUAUCUCCACCAGCAGCUUAAAUCUAAUGAAUCCUGAUACAAAACAGAUCAUAGCAAAUCACCAUAUGCAAUCUAUCUCCUUUGCAUCUGGAGGUGACCCGGAUACUUCAGACUAUAUUGCAUAUGUAGCUAAGGAUCCUGUUAAUCGUAGAGCUUGUCAUAUACUGGAAUGCUGUGAUGGCCUGGCCCAGGAUGUCAUCAGCACCAUAGGGCAAGCAUUCGAGCUUCGAUUUAAGCAGUACAUGCAAUGCCCCUCUAAGACACCUACUUUAUCUGAUAGGAUGCAGAGUUUUGAGGACCCAUGGACGGAGGAAGAUAACGAGGCACCAGAACAUCCCUAUUACAACAACAUCCCAAAUAAAAUACCUCCCCCUGGCGGAUUCCUUGAUGCCAGGCUCAAAACAAGGCUUCCCACUGUUGCAGACACACCUCAGUCUGCAUCAGGAAUGGGAGGAGAGCAAAUUUAUUAUCAGAGCCAUCACUUAGGAGAAAAAUUCAGUGAAGAAUGGCAUCAUGAGCAUGUUAAACAAGGAUCUCUAGAUAUCUGUAGUAUGUUAGAAGAUAAAUCAGAAACAGCACCAACAGGAGAGCUGCCAAUAUAUGUAAACACCCAGCAUAUAAAUAGAGAAGAUCUAUUGGUACUUCAGGCAGAUGCAGAAAGUACCUUCAGUGGAACAGCAGAGGAUGCUGAAGCAGGCAGCCCAGGAAAGGAUCUAUUUGACAUGAAACCAUUUGAAGAUGCUCUCAAGAAUCAAACAUCUGAGGCUAUGCUGAAGAAAUCCAGCUCCAUGGGAUGCACCAGUCCUCCUUUACCCAGAGUAGCUGUGCGGACUGAAGCUGAAGACCUGAGUACAGAGCCAUGGUAUCAAGGAGAAAUGAGCAGGAAAGAAGCAGAACAGCUAUUAAAGAAAUGUGGAGAUUUCCUUGUGAGGAAAAGUACCACAAAUCCUGGUUCCUAUGUGCUGACAGGCAUGCACAAAGGACAAGCCAAGCAUCUUCUUUUGGUGGACCCAGAAGGAACUGUUCGUACAAAAGAUCGUGUCUUUGACAGCAUAAGUCAUCUCAUCAACUAUCACCUUGAGAAUAAUUUGCCUAUAGUUUCUUCAGUGAGUGAACUCUGCCUGCAACAGCCUGCUGAAAGAAAACACUGACUCCAGAUAACUCUUUUAGUAAUUGCAAUUCGAAAGCUACAACUGGUAGAAAUUGUAGAUCUGAAAGGAAAAUGCACAUUAAAAAUGCCCACAUAUUCACAUACAUUUCACAAGUAUGUUUUAUUUAAGUUUAAGAAGCCCCAUUUCAUAUGGUCCACUUGAAUGUUUUCAAUGCUUUACGUGACAUGAAAUCACAUCAUAAGCCUUUCUUAAAAUUUCAACAAAAUUGUUCAGAUUCUCUAAUGUGAAUGUUGAUAGUGUAUAUACACCUUAUAUAUAAAUACAGUAUAUAUUUAUAUUUUUCAAGUCUGUCUGUUGACAGUAUAAAACUAUCUUCUGUGCCAUGUGUUUUUACCAAAAGAAAAAUGACAAGUGUGAUUGUUCAGAUAAAAAAAAUAGAAUUCAGCAGUCUCAAUUUCUUGAGAAAUUUAAUAUUACAAAUCUUAUUUCUGAUUUUACCUAAGAAGCACAACUAUGGGGAUUACAGAUGGAUUAUGACAGUUAACCAUAGAAGGAAUCUGAAUUCAGUAACUAGUAUUACAACUCAGAAUUUAGCAUAAAAUGUUUUUUAAAAGCAUUAUUCAGUGUCACUGAUAUCAAAAGGAUUUUAUCUUUCUGAUGUCAAGUUUGAAUUCUUAUAUGAUGCUAUUCAAAACAUUUGUAUCUUACUUUAGCAAUGACUUGGUGUGAUCUCUAUGUGUACAAGGUGUGUACUUUGAUUUUUCUAAUGAUAUUGUAACAGUAUACUGUAAGUUCAAUUUUUUAAUUUCAGUGCUAAGGUUAUUUAUAAGUAGUUCUCUGCUUAUGGUGAAGAUCUAGGUGUCCUUGAACUAACAGUCUCAAAUGAGAUGUUGCAUACUGAUUGGACAAGUUCAAAUAACUUGCGUUUAAUAGGCUUAAUACAAGAUGAACAUGACUGUUCAAAGACAAAGAUUUUUCAAAGAUCUGAAAAAUCUUUUCUUUUUGUAAGCAGUGAAAACUAUCUGAACUCAGUGGUCAGUUUUCCAAAUGAUGUCACUUGCAUUUACUUGCCAAAGCAUAACUUCAUUUUGGCCUUCAGCAAGUGAUAGGUAUUGGAAAUAUACUGUUUUUCUCUAAACAUCAAGUUUAAAAAAUACACAUACAAUAAAGAUGCAUUUCUGGCAGCAAUGCCCUUGACUUUUGGUACUGGGAAAUGCUUUAAGGGAUGUUUGUACUGUUCACAUUUAAACAUUAUAUAAAGUUAUUUUCCCAUUCUAUGAAUCUUAUUAUGAGUCAAAUUCAAUAGACACAGUUCCUGUAAAUGCAAUGCUUGUGCCAGAGUCAAGAUUUAGCCUUCAGCAAUCCAAGAUCUUCUCUAGCAGCAGUCUCUCAAAUCAAAUCUUCAGACUUGAUUCACAAAAACUCAGCAGGGUAAGUCUAGGUUAAGUACCUGCCUACCCCGCAGCAUACUUAAAGUUACAUUUGGUUCUAAGAAUUUGCCAAGUUUAAAAAUUUGUAAAACCAUAAUGAAAUUAACUGAAGAAUUCACUUAGAAUGUAUUCAGCAGGAGUAUCAUGUUAAAAUUCUGAAAUAGCUUUCUUGUGCCUUCUGCUUUUAAAUAUGCUGAAGUUGCAACUUGAAAGUUUGAUUUUGAGUAAUCUCAAAACUGAAAAUUAUUGACACCUAAAACUAAUCAUGCACCUCUGUAAAAAUAUACUUGAUUCUGUAAUUCUGACAUCCAGAAGCCAAACAAAGACAUUAGUGAACCAAAUGCUUGUGAUUAAUUUUACUAAAGAUGGUUAUUAUUUGAUAUUUCUAGGUCUGAAUGAGAGCUAAGGAGAGCAAUUAAAUACUAAAUUCAACCCUUAUCAGUAUGGCACUGAGUUUAGUAGAAUUAUUUAAAUUUUGCUUUACUAGACUGGAAGUGGCAAGGAAAUAGGAACAGAUCUUAUAUGCCAAAGUAGUAUCCACCAAAAUUACUUUGUUUGAGAGUCUCACAAAAUGACUUACCCAUAUCUGACCAUAUUCCAGUUUAAAUUAUCUCAGCUGCCACUUCUUUUUUCAUAUAUAAUGCUUGUUAUUCCAUGCUCUCACCUUUCUGUACCCAUGUUCUGGAAAGUUUUCAGGUGUGCUAUCACGACCUAUAGGACAAGGUGUCUUUUUAUCUUUGUAUAUUGCAUAUAAUUUCAGUAAAAGUCUGGUGCAUAACCCUC